AGUCAUACAUCUUGGGUCUCGUUCUCCAAUAUCCUCCUAAGUUUGUUCUUAAAUGUGUUUUUGAGGAAAGUGGGAUUCCUGACGUGUUCUUAAAGCGCAGAACUGUUCUCACCUUUGUGCUCUUGAGUGUGUUUAGAUUCUGUUCUGAGCUAAGAACAAACCCCAGGUCAGAAAACACUGGCGAAUCUUUGAGAAAAGUGGGGUUUUAAGAAGUUUCUUCUUGCCACCAUUGGUGGCAGCCCUAAACACAUGGUUUAGCCAGGUGAGGAUCACGGGCUGUGGAACGGCCAGGAGUUUUGGCACAUAGAAGAACCUGGCACAGGAGCACUGAAGCUUGGAUGUGGCAGUGGAAAAGCGCUCAGAAGCAGCUGGCCCUCGCAGCCUAAGCCGCGGAAAUGCUGAUAUUGUGUUGUCGGCUUGUUCCAGAUCACGUUUCGGUGGAAGCUUUUUAUAACAGAUCUGUUUCCUCCUGUUUGCGGUGCUGUACAUCGUGUCUUACUGCAUCAUCACACGCUACAAGAGGAAGAGUGAUGACCAUGAAGAUGAAGAUGCCGUCGUCAACAGGAUAUCUAUGUACCUCUGUACGUUUACGCUGGCGGUGUCUGGAGGGGCCGUCCUCCUCCUUCCCUUCUCUAUAAUCAGCAAUGAGAUCCUCCUCUCCCUGCCCAAGAACUACUACAUCCAGUGGCUCAAUGGCUCCCUCAUCCACGGGCUGUGGAAUCUGGUGUCUCUCUUCUCCAACCUCUGUCUCUUCGUGCUCAUGCCUUUCGCUUAUUUCUUCCUGGAGUCUGAGGGCUUCGCUGGCUCCAAAAAGGGCAUCAAGGCGCGCGUGUUGGAGACGUUCGUGAUGCUCUUCCUCCUCGGCCUCCUCAUCCUGGGGAUCGUGUGGGUCGCGUCCGCCCUCAUAGACAAUGACGCCGCGAGCAUGGAGUCUUUGUAUGCAGACCUCUGGGAGUUCUACCUGCCGUACCUCUACUCCUGCAUCUCUCUGAUGGGCGGCCUGCUGCUCCUCAUGUGUACUCCAGUGGGUCUGUCCCGAAUGUUCACCGUGAUGGGUCAGCUGUUAGUGAAGCCCACGAUUUUGGAGGACCUGGAUGAGCAGAUGUACUGCAUUCAGCUACAGGAAGAGGCCCUGCAGCACAAGCUCAAUGGCUCGGCGUCCAAUUCCUAUUUGCGGCCGAAUUCCCAGCAUCUCUACAAGGAGCUUGACAACAUCCGCACCCAGAGGACCAAGCUAGAGAGGAAGAAAAAGGCCUCGGCCUGGGAGAAGAACCUGCUUUACCCGAUCGUGAUGCUGAUUCUGCUUGCUGGCACGGCGAUUUCAGUCUUCCUGGUGGCUCUGAACAUCUUGUACCUGCUUGUGGACGAAACGGCGCUGCCGAAGGGGUCAGCGGAUCCAGACAUUGGCAACGCAUCCCUGUCCACUUUUGGUGUCGUCCAGGCAGUGGUUGAAAUCAUCCUCAUGAUUUACCUGAUGGUUUCCUCUGUGGUGGGCUUCUACAGCCUCCGCAUCUUCAAAGGGCUCACGCCCAGGAAGGACGACACCACCAUGACCACGAUCAUCGGUUGCUGUGUGUCUAUCUUGGUCUUGAGCUCCGCGUUGCCGGUCAUGUCCCGAACACUCGGAAUAACCAGGUUUGACUUGCUGGGAGAUUUUGGCCGAUUUAAUUGGUUGGGAAACUUCUACAUCGUCCUGUCCUACAAUCUCCUGUUUGCCGUGGUGACCACGUUGUGUCUGGUGCGAAAGUUCACCUCCGCUGUGAGAGAGGAGCUCCUCAAAGCUCUGGGUCUGGAUAAAUUGAACCUGUCAAACAGCCCGACGGAGCCGGAGCCGGGCAAAAUAGCCGCUAACGGACAUCAGAAAAGUCUCUGAGACGCUCGCGCACACAUACGCGCUGGGUAUGGGUCGGGUAUGUGUUUUCACGAGCAAAGAAAGGGUGGCGCCCUUAAAUUUGCUCCUUAAAAAGAAUGAAAAAUGUUCCUGAAAUAAGAAGUUAACAGCCUCGGUCCGACUCCAAGGCAGAAGACGGAUCACCAAGCGAGCGGAAUGUCUGCAGGACGUUGUGAAUCGUGUCCAGUUCGACUGUGCUGUCCUCUGUCGGUCCUCUCACGUGCGGAGACGCGAGACAUUGUAGCCGUUUUGUACAGUUUUCCAUCGCGCUGCGGUGUAUAUUCGUUUAUUUAAGAGGCUUUCAUUUCUCCGACAAUCUUUUCCGUUAUUCUGUUCCUUUUUCUACUCACUGCUCUCCACGUUUGAAGAGCCUUUCGACUGCACUCCUCUGAUUCCAUUCGUUCCCUUUUUUUUCAUUGGUUGUUGGAAAGCUGGUUAGCUCAGUAUGGCUCAUCUGACCAGCCAGCGUAGGCUUAUAAGCUUCUGUGAUGCCUUAUAACACUACUUAUUGAUAGCCUGUCAUGGCUUACUCACCUGUGCAGGGUGUUUCAUGUAAAAGGUAAAAUGGCCAACGUUAAGUGUCCGCAAAAUCAGAUUAGCUCUUAGACAAGCAGGUCAGUGACUGGCGUCUUACUGCAGAGUGCGGUUAUGUUGUUCUACGCUGCCCCUUGCAGUGGUCUACAGGCUUUUGUGCUGAAGUAGAUGAAGGACCACGUUAUAUUCAUUGCCAGUAGUAAAGGAAAAGGCUGAUGGUCGACUGUAAACCUUCCCGUUUGCCUUUCUUUGUCCUGUUUUUUCGGUCAUCCCAACAUUGUUUUUGUAGUUUUUCGCCUUCCUAGUGAUCAAACAUCGAACUACCACUUACAUGUUUGCCUUAUUUACGGGGAAAUCUGUAAUGUAACGUGCUGAAGCACCGAGCUGGUAUUUGUGAAGGUGCUUCGCUUCGCAUCAAAAGCUGCAGCAACUCAAGUCAAAUGUGAAUUCUGAUCUGACACACUUGGCCAUUCGCAUGUAUUAUAGCACAUUUAGCUCCACAAGUAGCUGCUGUUUACCGAGACCAGUGUAGGAAGCUAAAGUGGACAGAGCAGCACUGGCUGUGCUUUGCUGAAACGUGCAAGCCUUAAUUCCUUUCUGACUAUUAUUUGACAGUUACUGAUCUCGUGGUUGGUUUGCGUUUGUUUGUCAGGACUCACAGGCUGGUUUUGGUAGCUCGGAUAUUUUGCUCAAAAACAAAACAAAACACAAAAAAAAAAAAAAUCUUAACGUAAAAGUUCCAUUUCUAUGUGUAUAUAGACGUUUCUUUCCGGCAGAAUGUUCAGCACUCUGCAGAAGUCAGAGAAACACCCUCGUUUGUUUGAUUUCCAGGCAAUACAGGCCCGAAGUGAGUUCUUCAAAAAAACUGAACUUCAGAUGUUUGAGUGGUUCUCCACCUUCAUUCCAGCUUCCAUUCUUUUCAGGAGACUCACUCUCAGUUCCUCAAAGAAUCUGUAGACACGCCUCAAGUUCAGGCGUAGAAGUUGGUUUAGCCGUUUUUGCUUCUCACCAUCCAAAUUAGCCCAGUUACACAUUUAGGCUCAUGCAACGUCACUCCACACCUCCACCGUCCAGCUCUGGUGCUUUUGUGUUCAUUUUCAGUUUUGUCUUAUUUCUUUUUUUCACUAAGAGCUUUUUAGCAGCUACGCGUCCCGUAACGUUGUGGAAUUUUUCAGAUUUUGAUUGUUUUGGAAACUCAUGUUCAUUUGUCUUUCGACAGGGGAGUUUUAGGGCCACUGUUAAAAAAAUGAGAAUAAACUUUGAGAAUGAAGUCGUAAUAUUUUGAGAAUGAAGUCAGAAUUACGACAUUAUAGUGGCUUUAAGUUCAGGAAUAGUCACAGUAUUUUGUAAAAGGAAGUCGUCAACAUCUUGGUGUUAAAGUGAGUUGGUGGAGCUGCACUUUCGUAUCGAUUCCCCCAUAAAGAGACACUCAGCCCCCCGUCUCUCCUGCUCAUCAGCACCUGCCUGGUAUCAGUGUAAGAACCGGCUGAAACGGCCGAGCAGGAAACUGGUAAUCUAGAAUAAAGAGCCAGAUGGAGUCAGACAGGGUGGUCUACACGGCUGUCGGGGGCUUCAUCUUCCCCCAUUUAAGGAGAGCAUGAAGUUUCACAGACAGUGAGGAUGAAGAUCAAAAUGAUCGAUCCCUGGAACUUCGUCCUUAACAGUACAGCAACUGAGACCCCAGCGCGUUAUGGCAGCCCCCCUACAGUUACUCCACUUUAUGCUCCAAAUAUCACAAGUUUUUCAAUUUUACGACAAAAUAUUAGAAAAGUACAAAGUCAAAGUAUUCAAAAUAUUGCGACUUUAAUCUCGAAAUAUUGCGACUUUAAUCUCGAAAUAUUGUGACUUUAGUCUUGAAAUAUUGCGAUUUUAAUCUCGAAAUAUUGUGACUUUAGUCUUGAAAUAUUGUGACUUUAAUCUCGAAAUAUUGUGACUUUAGUCUUGAAAUAUUGUGACUUUAAUCUCGAAAUAUUGUGACUUUAGUCUUGAAAUAUUGUGACUUUAAUCUCGAAAUAUUGUGACUUUAGUCUUGAAAUAUUGCGAUUUUAAUCUCGAAAUAUUGUGACUUUAGUCUUGAAAUAUUGUGACUUUAAUCUCGAAAUAUUGUGACUUUAGUCUUGAAAUAUUGUGACUUUAAUCUCGAAAUAUUGUGACUUUAGUCUUGAAAUAUUGUGACUUUAAUCUCGAAAUAUUGUGACUUUAGUCUUGAAAUAUUGCGACUUUAUUCUUGAAAUAUUGCGACUUUAUUCUUGAAAUAUUGCGACUUUAUUCUCGAAAUAUUGCGACUUUAAUCUCGAAAUAUUGUGACUUUAGUCUUGAAAUAUUGCGAUUUUAAUCUCGAAAUAUUGUGACUUUAGUCUUGAAAUAUUGUGACUUUAAUCUCGAAAUAUUGUGACUUUAGUCUUGAAAUAUUGUGACUUUAAUCUCGAAAUAUUGUGACUUUAGUCUUGAAAUAUUGCGAUUUUAAUCUCGAAAUAUUGUGACUUUAGUCUUGAAAUAUUGCGACUUUAAUCUCGAAAUAUUGUGACUUUAGUCUUGAAAUAUUGUGACUUUAGUCUUGAAAUAUUGUGACUUUAAUCUCGAAAUAUUGUGACUUUAUUCUUGAAAUAUUGCGACUUUAUUCUUGAAAUAUUGCGACUUUAUUCUUGAAAUAUUGCGACUUUAUUCUCAAAAUAUUACGACUUUAUUUGUCAGUUAUUAAUAUUUUUUUUAACAUGGCCCUUUUUUAACAUAUGCCGUCAUAUCCUUCUCUUUACUUAGCAAAAGGAUUAUUUUCCAUCUGAUCUCCUCAGAAACAUCUGAAAAAACAAUCUAAUAAGAUUUAAACUCAUAAUUAAUGGCCAUUUCGACUGCAAAUCAAAUAAAUGGGUGACUGUAGAUGUGGCACAUUUGGCGUCCGAGCCUUAUGUACAGUGUGUUAUUCGUAGAACUGGCCAGAGAAGCGGUCACUCUGCGACAUCGUCUGUUGUCAAAAAUUCACCUCUGAUGCCUUAAACAGGGGAGGAAUUUAUAGGCUUUUCUAGUAGUUGUCCCGCACUGUGUGUGUGUGUGUGUGUGUGUGUGUGUGUGUGUGAGUAAAUCUGCGUGAGAGUGUAUAUGAGCACCUUUUGAUAGACUAAUUCACUGUGAACCCUCAUGUGACUGUCAGAACAUAAAACCACAAACCAAACAAACACACCACGAAGGCAGGAGCUACAAAGGCCAAAGGCCACGUCGGAUACAAUCAAACUCUGAGAGCUGGAAUGAUUUCGGGGCUUCUUGUGGUUUUAAAGUGUGAUUGGACUCUUCUGUCGUAUUAAGGUUAAAAGGUUCACAUGAGGGACACUGGAUUCGUAGCCUGUGAAAAGGUCGGGUGAAUAAAGAAAAGCUCACGCGUGUUUUGGUGAAUUUCGCCGUCGUGAAUGAAGGACGAUCGUUUUGUAAUAUAAUAUGUUCAAAGUAUGCAAUUUUUCUUGUUGAUUUGCACAAGGAUUCAGUGUUUUGUAUGAAAUGUUCCUGGGGGAGGACGUGUGCAUUAAUCGAUGGGAGGGGAUUUUCUCAGACGGAGAGUCAAAGCGCUAUCGCUCUCGCCUUCAUGAGAACCUCACCAUGGACCUCUGAAGUCGUGCCGUCAUUCUGCAGUAGAAGGGUCUCCGGGUCUGAGCCGGUUUUCUUUACGGGAAAAAUGAGCGAUAUUUAAUCUCAAAGUAUUGCAGCUUUAAUCUCGAAAUAUUAGGACUUUAAUCUCGAAAUAUUACCAUUUUAAUCUCUAAAUAUUGUGGUUUUAAUCUCGAAAUAUUACGACUUUAAUCUCAAAAAAACGUUUUUGUCAUUUUUUUUCAGUGUUUUUGUUUUUUGUGAUUCCCCCCAUUAUAACCUCCGGUAUUCUUACACCCUUUUUGGUGCUAUAUAGAACUUUUUAAAAUGUUAUAUACAGAACCAGCUACAGCACAUUGUCCAUUAAUCUGAAGAACACUGUCGUGAUGCAAAGAACCCUUGAAUCAUGCAAAUGGGUUCUUUGUGUGUUCAAGGGUUCUGUAUGGAGCUAAAUUACUAAAGAACCCUUAAAGAGCCAUCAUUUUUAAGAAUGUACAUAAAACACUUAUUACAGUAGUUUAAGUUGACUGAUCACAUGGUGAUCGUGACCCUUUCUGGCUUUUGGUUUAUGGUUUAAGAGUGUAGAGUUUCGGAACUCGACAGUUUGUGAUGUUUUAGGCGUAGAGUUAGGACGAAGGAAAAGAUCUAAUUGCGAUUUUUCUAACCUUUGGCUUUAACCAAAUUAAGAUAGAGGCCUGUUUAGUUUGGGAAUAUAAAUUUAUUUCUAGCUUAAAGCUUGAAUGCACUCGUGUUAUCAAAACUGCAGCUGUUGCGAUUUGAAAUUUGCGCUCUUUAAUAUUGUGAUUUUUAUAUGAAAAAUGAUUAAUCGUUAGUUCUUAGCACGGUUCAUAUUUGGCCACCUUAACACAGAGGAUCCAGAGACAUUCUGGGGAAAAUAUACAUGCCAGAAGAUUAUCGUUCGCCAUGAGACACUUUUCAAAAACUCUCAUAAAGGAGACCAGCUUAGACCUGAACUUCCUGAUACAGGCGUCUCAGCAGCUACUGAAGGAGAACGCGACUUCAGAGGUCUUUAAAGGACCAUAUAUGCUGACCAUAGAUGGAUUGCGUAAAAGCUGAGGGAUGUCCUACCUCUGGUUUCUGUGAGCCAGUCACAUUGGGUUGAUCAAAGCAGGAUAUUUACAGUGAAUUAUGCUCAUUAUACUGUGAAACGAAAAGGGAACUAGUCCAUUAAUUCCCUCGCAGUGGUCAGUUUUUGUUAGUUUUAUUUUUUAUUUUUUUGGGGUCUUUCUUUCAUCACCACCACAAUUCCGAGUCUUUCAAGCUGAAAUAAAUGGUCUUAACGCAUAUCCACUGCUGGGGUCUUUGAUUUCUCAGAAGUGAGGAGAGUUUUCGUAUCUUAUAUCGUUCUAGCAGCCGUUCCGUGUAGACGUUAGUACCUGAGCCUGCACUCGGAGGAACGUGAGUGCUAAGAGAAGCUCCAGCGCUUCUGUCUGUCCACAACGUGUGAAUGUAUCUUUGUUCAGUAUUUUUAUUUCUUCUCUGUUUGUGUUUGUGUGUUUCUCCCUGACGUCCUGUUUGUGGUAUUUGUAUAGUCCAGUACCUUCUUUUAAGUUUACAUUGUACAUUUUUCUGUUUACAAUAAAGUUUGUGACUUCGUGGCUUG
This is a messenger RNA of Pygocentrus nattereri (red-bellied piranha), 7625 nucleotides long. It is a transcript of the gene lmbr1, whose product is annotated as limb development membrane protein 1. The transcript is spliced from 17 exons. NCBI's taxonomy places the organism in Eukaryota, Metazoa, Chordata, Actinopteri, Characiformes, Serrasalmidae. The record is from RefSeq and is a predicted model, not a curated record. The coding region runs from base 572 to 1873 and encodes 433 amino acids. Gene Ontology annotation, biological process: signal transduction. Gene Ontology annotation, molecular function: transmembrane signaling receptor activity.